Knipowitschia caucasica is the source of this 2436-nucleotide messenger RNA. NCBI's taxonomy places the organism in Eukaryota, Metazoa, Chordata, Actinopteri, Gobiiformes, Gobiidae. The record is from the annotation of a GenBank genome assembly.
AUGUCGGAUCCUCCAGACCGCUCCACCAAGAUCAACCUGCUGAAGGAGCAUACUUUGAAGACACUGUGCGACGUUUUGGAUAAAUCAAGCAAUAAUAAAGGAUGGCGAAAACUGGGAGAGAUUGUUGGCAAUGACAAGCGAUUCAAAGUCAGCUCAGACGAAAUGGAGAUGUGCUCGCUGAGGGUGCUGCAGGUGGAGGGGAGUCCAAGCCAUAUGCUGCUGAGGCUUCUUGGGGAGCGAGGCUGCACCGUGGCCCAUCUGACCGAGUACCUCCAAACCCUGGACAACACAGAGGCUCUGGACUGCCUCAAACCUCCAGCAUUGCAGAUUGUCAUUCAGCCCCAGUCUGUGGCUCUUGUGUCUGGGAACAACCUGCUCCUGAGCUGUCUGGCUGUGGCCAAAGGUCCAGUGGAGUACCAGUGGUUUAAGUCCAAAGAUGAGGUCCCCAACAGCUCUUUUCCAGAUCUUAUCAUUGGGCCUGUCCAUCCAGCAGAUGCAGGAUUUUACAUUUGUAGGGUCAACUGUGGAGAUGCCUUUGAAUUUAGCCAGUGGGCACAGGUGGAUGUCUUACAUUUUGCAACAGUAUACAGGCAAAGUUUGAGUUGUUUGGAAGGCCGGACCAGAGUGGUGAUCCAGCCUCAGCCACAGCAGCUGCACAUCGGAGAAACUCUUCAGCUCGAAUGUGGUGCUGUGGGGAAACCGAUCCCCCUCUAUCAGUGGUGUCGAAACAGAGUGCCAAUCCCUAACGCCAACAAAAGAACAUUCGUGAUUUCCCAAGUCAUGUUGGAGCAUCAUGGGAAGUACAGCUGUGAGAUCAGAAGUGGAAAUGACAAACUAUACACCAAUGAAGUUGAUGUAAUAAUAUCUCCCAGGAUUUCAGUCCAGAUUUCAGGGGCAAUGGAGUGUUCUGAAGAUGACAUGUAUGCAAUUGAAGACGAUUCCAGCGGAUUAUUUAUGAAUACUGUUCCGGAAAAGCUUAAUGCAACUGACAAAGUGGCCCUGCUGAUUGGGAACCUGUCCUAUCAGAAUCACCCUCAGCUGAAAGCUCCCAUGGUGGAUGUGUACGACCUCACAAACCUGUUACGGCAGCUCAACUUUAAGGUGGUUUCUCUGUUGGACCUCACCGAGUCAGAAAUGAGGAACGCUGUGGAUGAGUUCCUCCUACUACUACAUAAAGGAGUCUAUGGUCUGCUGUACUAUGCGGGGCAUGGUUAUGAGAACUAUGGAAACAGCUUCAUGGUUCCAGUGGAUGCACCUAACCCUUACCAUUCGGAAAACUGCCUCUGUGUGCAAAGCAUUCUUAAACUGAUGCAAGAGAAGGAGACUGGGCUUAAUGUAUUUCUGCUGGAUAUGUGCAGAAAAAGGAAUAUCCACGACGACAGCACUCCAAACGUUGUAUUGAGAGUCACGGCCAACAUUGUGUUUGGAUACGCAACUUGUCAAGAUGCAGAGGCCUUUGAGUUAAGCUCUCAUGGGUUGAUAAAUGGUGUGUUCGUGAAGUUCCUAAAAAAGCGGCUGCUUGACGAUGAGAAGAUCACUGUGGUGCUUGACAGAGUGGCAGAAGAUAUGGGUCAGUUUGAUGCCACAAAGGGGAAGCAGGCUCUGGAGAUUCGCAGCAGUCUGUCUGAGAGGAGGGCUCUGACUGACCCCAUCCUACCGUUUGAGAGUGACGCGCUGCACCACCACAGCCAGCACUGGGCCAAAGCUCACGAGCUUCCUGAGAGCAUGUGUCUGAAUUUUGACUGCGGAGCUCGGAUCAAGUUGGGUUUUGCUGCAGAGUUUUCUAAUGUGCUUGUCAUUUACACUCACAUUAUCAAGAAACCAGAAGACGUAUCCCUCUGCCAGGCCCAUGUUACUGACUUUUCACCCAAUCUAGAUGUUGAUCCCAAAGAGAUGAACCGUGAGACUCCAGAGGAAACGGGCAUCUACCUUCUGUCGAGCAGUCUUCCGGAGCAUUGCUUGUACACAAGGAUAAGCUCCUUGCAGAAGCUCAAGGAGGAGCUUGUUUUUACCGUAUGUCUUCAGGGCACUUUUACCACAAUGGAGGAUGAGCCCAUCUACUGGACUAAGAGUGUUAACAUUAGCAAACCACUGAUCGCUCGCCUGGACCUGCACCGGGACAUGCAGAGGAACAGCUGCCUACAGACCUGUCCUAUGCCCCACAGCCCCUGCCACAGCCCCAGCCCGGACCACUACCUCCACUGCGGCCCCCAACACCAGGUACUCGACCAAAACUGCCUGUCGCCUCUGCUACGCUGGCAGGGCAGUUGUGUGCAGGGAGCAUGCGCACUCGGAGGAGGGGAGUCUUAUAAUGAAAACAUGAGCCUGCCCUGCCCCAGCUCUCCACUUAGGAGCAGUAUCCCCAUAGAAGCCAGUGACGACAUCACCGAGCUGCAGACUGUCUUCAUCAACAGCCUCCAGCUACAGCAACAGUGA